Messenger RNA from Orycteropus afer afer, 1771 nucleotides. RefSeq names its product catenin beta like 1 (gene CTNNBL1). Gene Ontology annotation, cellular component: spliceosomal complex. Lineage: Eukaryota; Metazoa; Chordata; Mammalia; Tubulidentata; Orycteropodidae. The record is from RefSeq and is a predicted model, not a curated record.
AACAGGGGCACAAAACGCCCCCGGGAUGAUGAAGAAGAGGAGCUGAAGAUGCGUCGGAGGCAAGCGGGUACCCGAGAACGUGGCCGCUAUCGGGAGGAGGAAAUGACCGUAGUGGAAGAAGCAGAUGACGACAAAAAAAGACUGCUUCAGAUUAUUGAUAGAGAGGGGGAGGAAGAAGAGGAAGAGGAGGAACCAUUGGACGAAAGCUCGGUGAAGAAAAUGAUCCUCACAUUUGAAAAGAGGUCCUACAAAAACCAAGAGUUGCGGAUUAAGUUUCCAGACAAUCCAGAGAAGUUCAUGGAAUCCGAGCUGGACCUGAAUGACAUCAUUCAGGAGAUGCACGUGGUGGCCACCAUGCCAGACCUGUACCACCUUCUGGUGGAGCUGAAUGCUGUGCAGUCUCUCCUUGGGUUGCUUGGACACGAUAAUACAGAUGUGUCCAUAGCAGUGGUUGACUUGCUUCAGGAAUUAACAGAUAUAGACACCCUCCAUGAGAGUGAGGAAGGAGCAGAAGUGCUCAUCGAUGCCCUGGUAGAUGGGCAGGUGGUAGCACUGCUGGUGCAGAAUUUAGAGCGCCUGGAUGAAUCCGUGAAAGAAGAGGCGGACGGUGUGCACAAUACUCUUGCUAUUGUGGAGAACAUGGCUGAGUUCCGGCCUGAGAUGUGUACAGAGGCAGCCCAACAGGGCCUUCUGCAGUGGCUGCUAAAGAGGCUGAAGGCAAAGAUGCCUUUCGAUGCCAACAAACUGUAUUGCAGUGAAGUGCUGGCCAUCCUGCUCCAGGACAACGAUGAAAACAGGGAAUUGCUCGGGGAGCUGGAUGGAAUCGAUGUGCUUCUUCAGCAGUUAUCCGUGUUUAAAAGACACAAUCCCAGCACAGCUGAGGAGCAGGAGAUGAUGGAGAAUCUGUUUGACUCACUUUGUUCCUGCCUGAUGCUCAGUUCCAAUCGUGAGCGCUUCCUGAAGGGUGAGGGGCUUCAGCUGAUGAAUCUCAUGCUCAGAGAAAAGAAGAUUUCCAGGAGCAGUGCCCUCAAAGUGCUGGACCAUGCCAUGAUUGGCCCUGAGGGUACGGACAAUUGCCAUAAGUUUGUUGACAUUCUUGGCUUAAGAACCAUCUUUCCCCUCUUUAUGAAAUCUCCCAGGAAGAUCAAGAAAGUGGGGACCACUGAGAAGGAACAUGAAGAGCAUGUCUGUUCGAUCCUGGCUUCCCUCCUGCGGAACCUGAGAGGGCAGCAGCGGACCCGGCUUCUGAAUAAAUUUACUGAAAAUGACAGUGAGAAGGUUGACAGACUGAUGGAGCUGCAUUUUAAAUAUCUGGAUGCAAUGCAGGUGGCGGACAAGAAGAUUGAAGGGGAAAAACAUGACAUGGUUCGACGUGGAGAGAUCAUAGACAAUGACAUUGAAGAUGAGUUCUACCUCCGGCGCUUGGACGCAGGCCUCUUUGUUCUCCAGCAUAUCUGCUACAUCAUGGCUGAGAUCUGCAAUGCCAAUGUCCCCCAGAUUCGUCAGAGGGUUCACCAGAUCCUAAACAUGCGUGGAAGCUCCAUCAAGAUUGUCAGGCACAUCAUCAAGGAGUACGCCGAGAACAUCGGGGACGGCCGGAGCCCAGAGUUCCGGGAGAACGAGCAGAAACGCAUCCUGGGCCUCCUGGAGAACUUCUAGAGGCCCCUCAGCCGAGCGCCAGGCCUCACUCAGGCCUUCCUCCCGGAGACAGAUGUUUACACGGCUCAGUGUGGCUUUUGGACAAAUUAAAGCUAGGUUUGGUACCCUGGGC